UGCCAAAAUGCCUUCGCUCGCAGACCCGUCACAACCAGGAGAGAGAGAGAGAGAGAGACAGGAGGCACAGACACACACAAGUCCGUGAUUAAUUGAAGCUGACCCUGAUUGUUGAAGAGCUUCAGAAGUACGCUGGGCCUUUCACGCGAUAAGGAAGCUCCAGUUUUUCAACACACAAGUUUGAAAUUGUGGCUGACUGACUACAGGAGUACGCGCGCGGUAGUGACAUGGAUGUCCAUCAGACGGCGACACGGGUUCGGCAGAGCUUGACCGGGCUCGGAGUCCACCUGCAGCUGGACUGGGUUAAGCACUGCCUCGAAGCCGGGGGAGGCAUGGACCCUGGUGUAAGCGGAAACGGCCAGCGACAGCAGUCAGAAGCACAAGAGGGGGUAUAUAGGACGUUUCUGGCCUGCGACCUCCGGGAGGCGGGAGAGGCGUGUCUGCCCGCCGGGGUCGGGAGCAUGGUGAAGGAGCGGGUGAAGGGCAAGAUGGUGGUUCAGGUAGAAAAUGCCAGGGACAUCGCGAAAAACUUGGAGCAAAGGGAGAAGGUGGACGGCUCGUCCGCCCACCACACUCUGAAGCUGGCCUUGGGGGACGGCAGGCAAACGGUUGCGGCUUUCGAGUACAAGCGUGUUCAGGGGUUGGUGGCAGACCCUCCACUAGGCCUCAAGCUCCUCCUGGUGGAGCCAUGGGUUAGACGAGGCAUCCUGCUUCUCUCCUCGGAAAACACCACCGUACUAGGCGGCGAGGUGUCUAGCCUCGUGGAGGCGAGAGAGGCCGCUCGUGCUGGCGGCGCGCAGAGCACGGCAAACGCUGCCACUAAUACCACGAACAACGACGACACUGUGGAGCCCCGCACAAGCCGAAACCAGCCCGGGGAGCCAGCCGGUCGAACCGCUACCGACUCCGGUGCCGCCGGCAACAGCGGCCCACGGGCACGCGCGCCACAGAACGCAACGAGAGCUCAGGCAGAGAGUGGCGGCAGGCCGCGACCACCCCAGCCAGGAGGCAGUCACCGGCGCGACGAGAACGCUGACCCUAGUGGCGUGGUGGACUUAUCGUCGUCGUCGUCGUCGUCAGGAAGCAACUUGGACACACUGUUAUCAUCCCAGGGCCGACGAGACGCCGACGCAGAAGGGCAGCAGCGGUCGAGGUCCGCCUCGGGGAAGGGGGGGGUCGUUGGUAGCAGCAGGCCGAGCAGGUCUGAGUUCGGUGUAUUCAAUCCAUACGCCGCCGCGACAGGGCCUGGUUCGACUCCUGGAAGGUCGGCGGCUGCUCCCACUAGAGCACGAGUCCGCAACCCCUAUUCCGCCUCGACGCUUUCUGCUACUAGCUCAGCAGCAGAGACGGCCGGGACGGCGCGAAGCAAGGGUCAGCAGGGCGCAGCCCGGAGUACAAGUCCUGAUUCAAGUGGCGGGCAGGGGAGACCACGAGGCGGAGCGACGCGGGUUUCCGCGUUCCAAGACUUAGAGGACGAUGACGGACCGAGGUUCGAGUAUCUGGAAGAACCAGACUUCGACGACGAGGAACACGACAACGAACCCCCAGAAGAGGCUGCUACUGCUGCUGCUGCUGCUGCUGCCGUCCGAACCGGAAGAAACCCGGGAAUGCUAAGCGAUCCUUCCCGGGUUUCGGCUUCGACCGAAAGUUCUUCUCCGACAGCGGCGGCGGUAGCCCCACGACCGAAGAUCGUCUCGGCGAGGGUGCAGAAGGAGAAACUUAGACAAGAGCAGGAGGAGAAAUCGCGAAAACGGAGCAGAGGGCAGGGCGAGGGCGGCGAUAGUGGUGGCGGCGACGGGGAAGUCGCCGACAUCGAGGGAGAGUUCGGCGGUGGAGGGAGGAGCCGAACUGGGCUGGAGGUUUCUGCGCGGAGAAAGCGCGGCCGGAGCAGCAGCGAAAUCGGCAGCCGAGGAGGCGACCGUGAACGGAGAAACGAUACGAGGCCGUCUCCGCCUAGCGGCCCGUACACGUCCUUGGAGGAUCUGGAUCGGUUAGCCGCCGCGGGAGGGGGUAUGUAUCGCGUCAAGGCCGUCGUGUCUGACACAAAGAACUGCAAGAUCCGCAAGAAAAAGUAUCUGCUUGUGGUCGAGAUCGAGGACGGCACGGCUGUUGUUAGCGUUCGCCUCUCGGAGCAAAUCACCAGGCGCCUAUUCGGAGUGGAAGCACGGGAGUUCAAGAAGAUCUUCCAGGCAGAUCCCGAGAAGGCGAUAAGCAUCCAGACGCGUGUGGAGAAGGAAAUCCGGGAGAUGGAAGGUGUUAUGGCAAUCCAGAUUUCCGCCGGGGCAACGUCCUCGCAAUCCCCGGCAACACCCGGCGCCGCCAUAAGCCAGAACUCUGCGACGGGUGACUCGGAGUGGGGUCUGCCCAUGGUGGUGUCGGUGAAACCUCCGACUGACGGUGAUUGCCACGAGCUUCUCUCGCGCGUGACAUCAUUGUUGUAGCCUUUUGUCGGGCCGGCCUGACUUCGCGACCUUAACCGGUUGUUGCUGCUGCCGCACGCCAUGUGCAUAUGGUAUUGCUACGGUCGGGUUUGAGGUCCACGCCAGUGACUGGGGCUUGGGUUUGCGGUCUACUUGAGGUGUUCGGAGGUGCUUCGAACGACUGGAUCUCCUGUUGAUGUUGAUCUCCUCAAGCUUUCCUCCAAACGUGGGUUGUCGCCGGGAUGUGGGGUCGUGGGUUCAGACCAGACAGUACCGUAUGGAAUGCUUUCGAAGCGAGCUUGGAGGCGACACUUGAAGGUCGGGCCACGGAUACGUUUGUUCCCAUACGUUCGUUCCCGUCAACCUUCAAGGCUUUGCCCAUCAACCUCCAAGCCUUUGGAGAUGGGGGGAUCGUGCUGUGUGAAGUCAUGACUCACUUGUUCAAAACACAAAUGUACAAGUUUUUUACCCAGAAAGGUCUGCGAUUCUGUGGAUGAGGCCAGCAGGCGACAAUUUCUUUCUAGUUGGAGAGAAAUGACAUCGGGCAGGGUUAGGGUUUAGUGGUGAUGUCCCGUGCUAUGCAACUUCUUUGAUGGAUAUUGUUGUCUCGGCGGGGCGGGGAACAAGCUUUCCUUGCCAGAAG
Messenger RNA from Ectocarpus sp. CCAP 1310/34, 3063 nucleotides. The record is from the annotation of a GenBank genome assembly. Lineage: Eukaryota; Phaeophyceae; Ectocarpales; Ectocarpaceae.